AUGGUUCUCCACAAUGAGCUGCUCUGGGAAACAAUGGCCUUCCAGUGUCUCUGCGGUCUGUCUCUGUCACUCCGUUAUUGGGUCAAGCUGCAAGGGAAGGUGUUGCCUUUCCUUCAGCCUGCUUCUUCCUCUUUCAGGUACGAGCACAAGUGCAUAAUUAAAAUGACUGAAACACCAAAGGUGGACCUGAAGUACCACGUGAAGACCAGACACGAGCAAGGCUGGGCAAGACCUGGUGACAGUGGCACGAAAGGGGACCUUUGUGAGACGCGCCUCCUUCAUCGAGCAGCGCUUUCUCCAAUAAGAUUACCGGCAUUGACUGUAAUGCCAGGGAGAGACCAGAAAGCCGAGGAGAAAGAGCCUCGCACCAGGCAGCUACCAGCCGUCCCGGGGAGACCCUUGCAGGAUAAAGAAGAGCAAGGGAAAGUCAUUCCUCUGGUGACUCCCAGGAUGGUGGACUUCAUUGCUGCAGCGGUGGAGGCGAAUAGAAGGAUUGCCGCCGAGAAAAAAUGCGCAAAGACCAGGAAGGGAAAGGAGCAGAAGGGGAAGACAGUGAGGAAGGAGAAGGAGGAGAAGGGGAAGACGGUGAGGAAGGAGAAGGAGGAGAAGGGGAAGAAGGUGAAGGAGAAGGAGGACAAGAUGAGAAAAGAGGAGAAGGUAAAGCAGGAGAAGGUGAAGGAGGAGAAAGGGAAGAAGGUGAAGGAGGACAAGAUGAGGAAAGAGGAGAAGGUGAAGCAGGAGAAGAAGGUGAAGUUUGUGCAGCAAGAGAAGGUGAAGGUCGUGAAACAGGAGAUGAAGGUGAAGAACGUGAAGCAGGAGAAGGUGAGGAAGGUGAAGCAGGAGGAGAAGAGUAGAUUUUCAAAACAUGCCCAGAAGUUCUUGGCUGAAGAGGAAAAAAAGAACAAAAUGCUGAAGAAACAGAAAAAGAAGCAAGCCAAGCAGCAAGAGUUGGAAGCAGAGAAGACGGAAGCCCAGCCAGAAGAAGUGGAGAUGCCAGUGGCUCAGGUACUUUGCAUCCCCGCAAGAAAGCAGCAGCACCUUCCCAUCCAGGGGAGCUGAGGUUGUAAGGUACCUCUAGCACCUGGACCAGAGUAGCGCUGUUGGUGCAGCACAGCUGGAUGGCUGACUGCUGCCUUUUGAGAGCAAGAGGACCCAACAGGGAGCGGUAACAAAGCCCUGGUCACGCUGGGACAUGGCCCCAAGAGCGUGCUGAGGUUUCUCUCCUGAUUGCUUUCCCGUCCCACUGCAGUCCCAACUGGAGUGGUCUUGCAGGGAGCUGCAUGCUGGGAAGCAGCACCCCAAGGCUGAGUGUCUCUUCCUGUACAGGAAUCCUCUGCCUUUGAGGAAGAAUAUUCCAGCUCUCUGUCUGAGAGCGAGACAGAGCAGUCCAGCUCCAGCUGCAGCUCCAGCCACAGCCUGAUCAAGAGGAUGAUGGGGGAGCAGGAAGAGGCCGAGGAGGAGCCACCCAGAGUCUCCUGGGACAGCGCUCAUUUCCCAAAACGGUAAGCAUACACCAAUCCCAACCAGGGCCAGGGGCAGUAGGGUGGUGGUGAGCCACCUGUGCCGUGGAUCAAGGAAGCCAGCCUCCGAGUCAUGGUGCCGCACACAACACCCUCAGAGAGAACUCUGAGGCCAUGGGUGUGACCAUGGUUAGGGCCCGAUGCCAUGAGCCUCUCUGGAGCCCAAAGCAGCCCACGUGUGGAAGUCAUCCUGCAUCAAAGUGGCUGUGGGGCCAAAUGGGGCCGUGUGUGGAAUAGGCUGGGUGAGGGAAGAGGCAGGGGUGUCACAGCUGAAGAGUGAGACAGGUUUUGUCCUUGUUGUUGCAGGAGGCUUACUCCAGUGACAGAAGAGACCCUGCGGGAGGUGGUGAAGUGCAUUGUGGAGCAAGUGGCCCGUGAGCAGCAGGGACAGAGAGAUGCAGAGAAGGAUCUGCAGGGCCGGCUCCAGAGGUAAAGCUCUCCGCACAGGCAGUUUGGUCUCCCCCACUGCCCUUCUCCCACCCCCUGCAGCACCAGGGCAAAAGAAGGGCUUUUCCUGGAAGCGGGCUCUCAGCACAGCCACCUCCUGCAGUCGCAGCAGGCACCAAGCUUGGGAGCCCCAGCAAGAGAGCGGUCUCCCUGUGCUCACACCCCCUCCCACUGUGUGCCUACAGCGAGCUCGCAGUGCUGCGGUGGAGUCAGUGGAGUCGGUCAGCAAGAGAAACACCCAGCAUCCUUUCUCUGUCAGGACCUCAGUAUAGACCUGCACCCCCUCCUGGGCCAAGGCCGGGCAAGGCAGCACGGGUAGGUGGUGUGGGCUCCUGUAAGCACCAUGUCAUAGCUAGCCAUAGCAAGCCACGGGAAGACCCUCUUGGGCCUGUGGGAUGGAGAGCAGCUGGCCGCGGAACUGGAGACCUCUGCACAGACAACCCUGCCAGCCAGCUAUGUGCUCAGGCCAAAGUCUAAGCCCUCGCCUGACUCAGUGCCUGGUCAAUCAGCCCCACAGCAGGCUACCCCAGAUUGGGACUGGCCACAAGGGCUGCAAUUACAUUACAGGGACCAUGAGCCUGCUCUCUCUAGCCACACACGAGCAGAGCCACUCUCUUAUACUGCAGAGACUUGCAGUGUUGUGCUGCUUGUCUCUGCAUUCACAGAACUACAGAGCUUCACGCUGAACUCCUUAGGCCCGGAGAGUAGUUCCUGCGCACGUCAACAAGGAGCACGAGAGAUCUGCCAGCACUGAGACUCCCGAGACAGACAUCCAGCAAGUGUCACCCUCAAUGAGGACCCUCAAUGAGGACCCUCAAUGAGGCUCAGUGAGGACCACCGUUCACUUCUGGCGACGUUAACGGUGACACUCUGAAAGGCGCGUCGCCACUUUCCCUGUCACCCUUUCCCUAUACCCAAUAAAACCCCAUUACCCAAACACCA
Molecule: messenger RNA, 2909 nt
Organism: Gallus gallus (chicken)
Lineage: Eukaryota; Metazoa; Chordata; Aves; Galliformes; Phasianidae
Exons: 4
Coding region: 1-1059 (352 amino acids)
Source: RefSeq, a predicted model, not a curated record